This is a messenger RNA of Varanus komodoensis (Komodo dragon), 945 nucleotides long. Its product is annotated as olfactory receptor 49-like. Gene Ontology annotation, molecular function: G protein-coupled receptor activity; olfactory receptor activity. Gene Ontology annotation, cellular component: membrane. The record is from RefSeq and is a predicted model, not a curated record. The transcript has a single exon. Gene Ontology annotation, biological process: G protein-coupled receptor signaling pathway. NCBI's taxonomy places the organism in Eukaryota, Metazoa, Chordata, Lepidosauria, Squamata, Varanidae. Bases 1 to 945 code for a protein of 314 amino acids.
AUGCAGAAUAUCACCAUGGUAAGGGAAUUCAUACUUCUAGGCUUCACUCAUGACUUCAGGCUUGCCAUCUUGCUUUUCCUGCUGCUGUCCAUCACCUAUAUUUUGACCCUCAUGGGGAACACCAUGAUUAUUGUAAUCACGUUGAUGAAUCACCAACUGCAUACACCCAUGUAUUUCUUCCUGAGACACUUCGCCAUCUUGGAGGUUGGGUUUACCACCACUGUUAUUCCUAAAGCUUUGGCCAACAUAGCGCUUGGCCACAAGACUAUCUCCUUACAAGGUUGUUUCACACAAUCUUUUCUGUACUUUGUGCUUGGAACCAUGGAGUUUAUUCUGCUGGCAGUCAUGUCCAUGGAUAGAUAUUUGGCCAUCUGUAACCCUCUGCAUUACCCAGCCAUAAUGACUGAUAGAACCUGCUCGUGGUUGGUGCUUUGCUCUUGGGUUGGGGGUUUACUUUUAAUUAUGGGCCCCUCAGCUAUAUUAUUUCACAUGCCAUUCUGUGGCCCAAACACCAUCAACCAUUUUUUUUGUGACAGUGGACCGUUGAUCAAACUUGUGUGUGUUGACACAAGUCUGCUAGAAUUCAUUGAUCUCCUCACUGCUACUCUUUCUCUCUUUGGGUCUUUAGCCAUAAAUAUUGUCUCCUAUGCCAAUAUUAUUUCUACCAUCUUUCAUAUCCCGUCAACCACAGGGCGGCAGAAGGCUUUCUCCACUUGUGUUUCUCAUAUCACUGUGGUCUCCAUCACUUAUGGGAGUUGCAUUUUUAUGUACAUCAAACCGAGCGGUGCUGGCAAGAUAGACCUCAGCAAGGCAGCAGCUGUUCUUAACACUGUCGUAUCUCCUUUGUUGAAUCCAUUCAUAUACUGCCUGCGGAACAAGCAGGUCCAAGGUGCCUUGAGAGAUACAUUUAGAAUGUGCACUGUUGUUUUUAAGAAUCCACCAUGA